CAAACUCAAACCACUACAACCACCAUAAACUAUCACUCUCUUCUUUGUAUCUUCUUUCAUAUUUCCUAUCCAUGGCUACUGCAAUUGUACCAGCAGGUGGCAGGGUACAGGGGGCUAGGGGAGACAGACGCAUGUUCGCAACGUCGGACGACAAUGCGAUGAUGAAGCAAAUUCAGGCAACCCAUGCUCCCGAUGGCCGUGAAGUCGAUGUGAAACCACUCAUUCAUGUGAUUGAGGACAUCAUGCACCGUGCCACACCUCCCAUUCCUGGCCUUGGCCUUCCUCCUGUUUCAACUUCUCAGGCACAACUAGACGCAUUGGAGGACAGGACCCUCCAAAAUGGCUUCACUGACAUGCUCGAACUUUUGGCAUACCCUAUCAAUAGGAUUUCUUGCGAGAUCUCGUGCAAGUGUUCAGGGGGUUCAGAUGCACACACAACAACUCUAGCAGUUUUCAACGCACUGUCAAGCUACUCAUGGGAAGCCAAGGUUGUGAUAACCUUCGCAGCAUUUGCUGUGAACUACGGUGAGUUCUGGCUUGUUGCCCAACUUUACCCAUCUAACCCACUUGCCAAGUCUGUGGCCCUCCUCAAGCAACUACCUGACAUGCUCGAGCGUGCUGACUCUUUGAAACCGAAGUUUGAGGCACUGAUCAACCUCAUCGGGGCAAUGUUGGAUGUGACCAAGUGCAUUGUCCAGUUUAAGGACCUCCCCCCUCAGUACAUCACCCCGGAUACACCGGAGAUGCUAGCCGCCACCGCUCACACCCCCACCGCCGUUUACUGGACUAUUCGGAGUGUUGUGGCAUGUGCUUCUCAAAUCAUGAACCUUAUUGGCAUGGGACACGAGUACAUAGCAUCAACUACAGAGGCAUGGGAACUUUCUAGUUUGGCUCAUAAGGUCAACAACAUACACAGCCACUUGCAGAAGCAAUUGGCUCUUUGUUAUCAAUACAUUGAUGAAAAAAGGUAUAUUGAAGCAUUUCAGAUGCUUGUUCGCCUCUUCGAGAUGGCACACAUCGAUAACAUGAAGAUCCUCAAAGCUCUGAUUUAUGCUAAGGACGAUCAACUGCCACUUGUUGAUGGUUCUACUAAGAAACGGGUUAGCAUUGAUGUGCUAAGGAGAAAGAAUGUGUUGUUACUCAUUUCAGACUUGGACCUCUCCCAUGAAGAGCAUUUCAUACUCGAUCAAAUGUACACUGAGUCUCGACAAAACCCGUCAAGGUCAGAGAGUCAGUAUGAGGUUGUAUGGCUCCCAGUCCUCGACAGAACAAUCCCAUGGAAUGAUGCGAAGCAACAGAAAUUUGAGGCCAUUCAAGCUUCGAUGCCCUGGUUCUCGUUGUACCACCCUUCACUGCUUGAUCCAGCAGUCAUCAAGUACAUUAAAGAGGUCUGGCACUUCAACAAGAAGCCUCUGCUUGUGGUGUUAGACCAACAAGGCAAAGUUGUGAAUCCUAAUGCAAUCCAUAUGAUGUGGAUUUGGGGAAGUAUGGCUUUUCCAUUUACUAGCUUGAAGGAGGAAGCACUUUGGAAAGAGACAACUUGGUCAAUUGAGUUAUUGGCAGAUUCCAUUGAUCAAUCCAUUGUUAAUUGGAUUGUAGAUAGAAAAUACAUUUGCUUGUAUGGAGGAGAGGACCUUGAGUGGAUCCGAAAAUUUACGAACACAGCAAAAGAUGUUGCAAAAGCAGCCGGCAUCACAUUGGAGAUGUUGUAUGUAGGAAAAAGCAACCCAAGGGAAAAAGUUCGGAAGAUCAGCAACACUAUCUUGGGUGAGAAACUCAGCCACAUAUUGUCAGACCCAACUCUCAUAUGGUUCUUUUGGGUGAGGUUAGAAAGCAUGUGGCACUCCAAGAUGCAACACGGUAAAUCUGUAGAGAAUGAUUCCAUAAUGCAAGAGAUCAUGACAAUUCUGAGCUUUGAUGGAAGUGAGCAAGGAUGGGCUGUGAUUAGUCACGGCACGGCUGAGAUCGCUAAAGCCAAAGGUGACACCAUAUUGACUAGCUUGACCAAAUAUGAAGAUUGGAAGGAUCAUGCUAAUGACGUUGGUUUUGUGAAUGCACUCAUUGAUAACCUUGAAAAACUUCACACCCCAUAUCACUGCAACCGUCUGAUCUUGCCUGGCACCACCGGAAGCAUCCCUGAGAAGGUUGUUUGUGCUGAAUGUGGCCGUCCUAUGGAUAAGUUCGUCAUGUAUCGUUGUUGUACUGACUAAGCUAUUAAACAGGUCUACAUACCCAGAAAAUAAAGUAGAAAAUUACCCAAAGUUUACUAUCAGUCUGGCUUUUCUUUCUGGGUUCAUAGACUUUGUGAUAAUCAUAUUUUAAGAAGAGUGAUUACUAGGACUACUAUUAUGACUACCCUUUUCUACAAUGUAUUUUCUCUGCAUGGAGUUCUCUUUCUUGCCUUUAUAUUAAGUGUGUUGUAAUGAUGUACUAAUAGUUUUGAUAAAUAAAUGAUGUGUAAUAUUUUGUGUUUCA
Messenger RNA from Camellia sinensis, 2475 nucleotides. The record is from RefSeq and is a predicted model, not a curated record. Lineage: Eukaryota; Viridiplantae; Streptophyta; Magnoliopsida; Ericales; Theaceae.